Melampsora larici-populina 98AG31 is the source of this 228-nucleotide messenger RNA. RefSeq lists its product as uncharacterized. NCBI's taxonomy places the organism in Eukaryota, Fungi, Basidiomycota, Pucciniomycetes, Pucciniales, Melampsoraceae. The record is from RefSeq and is a predicted model, not a curated record. The transcript is spliced from 2 exons. Bases 1 to 228 code for a protein of 75 amino acids.
AUGAUAUCUAAACGGUAUCUCAAACUCCUUGUGGUCUUUUUGGGCCUCAUUGCAAUUAUGGCACCCAUUGCCGAAGGAAGCCCUCCCAAGAGAACAUUAAAUCCGUUGGCCAAGUGUGGAAAAUCAAAUGCACAAUGUACCAAAGGCAGUCCUUUGUGUUCAGGCACCACACCGAAGUGCAGCGAGGGGGGAGCAUUCAAGCAGUGUCCAGUACCAAUUACAUGUUAA